AUGGUGCCUGCUUACUAUGCAGUUCAUGUUUGCUUGCUCAAGCUGGUUAUGGAUUCGCACCUUUCGGGCAUGUUUAAGUUGAGUGAGCUCGUGCUUUUGAUGAUGUCAUCCGGGCAUUGGUUCGGGGAGUUUGGCUCUGCUUCGGUGGAGGCGACAGGCCGCCUGCCCACAUUGAACAGCGAUCCGAUGGUGCACAACGGCCUUAGGUUCUGCCCGGCCUACAACUCGGAGGCAUCGUGCUGCAGCGCCAAGUUCGAGGCUGUGCAGGGCAUGCAUUACGAUUACUUCAGAAACCACAUCUUCCCGUCCAAGUUGGUCCGUGUGAUCCAGCAUCGGGAAUCUGUUAUGCAGGUUAUGGAGACCAACGAGUACAAGGAGGCGCCAGACCUUGAGAAGGUGUUGGGCUCAGGACUUGAUGGAUUUGAUUGGGGUGGUAGGCUUGUCUUUCUCCUUCAGCUUCUCUUCCCUGUGAUAAAGUUGUUUCAGCUGUACCGACCUAUUUUGGCUUGCUCUGGCUGGUCCUUUGCAAGGCUACAGCCGGAGGCACCUGCAUUGUGGAUGAUUUCCAAGAUGGAGGUGACCCCGGAGCAGGGCACAUUGGUGGAGCUCAGAGGAUCUACGGAGGAGCCGGCGCCUACUACCUUUCCUCUGGUGAAGGCACCGGUGCCUGAGGUGGAGUACCGAUUCCCGGCCUAUCUACCCCGGGUGUGGCAGGUGAUUGACAUUGUAUCACGCAAGGACAAGUACAAGCAGAACGAGGGCUUUUUCACUCGCGAUGCUGGGGGGUCGGACUCGUUCCGGCUCAAGUGUUUCAUCAUGCCCAAGGAGUGCAGCCACCUCACCGUGCGGGUGGAGGUGCAUCCUCCGGAAUACAUGAAGGCGCCAAAGAGCUACUGGAUCGUUGAGGAGGUUGAAUGGGAGAUCUGCAUGUACAAUUUUCCAAAGAUCACCGAGCCGGGCAGAGGCCUGUUUUGGUCUGCCACGGAGCAUUUUCAAACCUCCGACGACCCCCACUAUGUGGACCUCGUACGAACGGCGGACCUCACCAGAGACAAGUGCUGGUUGGAUGAGAAAGGGCAGUUCCACUUGCGCAUUCGCGCUCUGCUGCCUGUGGACGAUGACAAGAUUGUCCAGACGACAAAGGGCCUGGACCUGUCACAGGAGUUGGAAACGGUCACAUUCCACCUCCCAGAAGAGAAGAAGCUCUAUGUGGACAAACGCAUGCUGGUGGCACGCAGCGAGUACUUCCGAAACAUGCUGGGGACCGACACCUACAAAGAGGGCCAGACGAACCAGGUCGACCUCACCACGGAUCCGCAGGUGGACCCCUCGAGCUUGAAUGGCGUCCUGAUCUACGUCAUGACGGGCGGUUUCACGUGCGACGGCGACACUGCAUACGCCUUCCGGGUCCGCAAACUCGCCGACCGCUUUGUCCUGCAGGGUCUUUGUGACCUGGUGGAUGCAGAGCUGGAGACAAUGCUAUGCUACGACAACGUCUUGGACUUUCUUGGGGAG
This is a messenger RNA of Symbiodinium necroappetens, 1515 nucleotides long. The record is from the annotation of a GenBank genome assembly. Lineage: Eukaryota; Dinophyceae; Suessiales; Symbiodiniaceae.